This is a messenger RNA of Nelumbo nucifera (sacred lotus), 1155 nucleotides long. Lineage: Eukaryota; Viridiplantae; Streptophyta; Magnoliopsida; Proteales; Nelumbonaceae. The record is from RefSeq and is a predicted model, not a curated record.
AUGUAUUCGUCUUGUGGACAGAUACAUGAUGCCCGGAAGCUAUUUGAUGGGAUGCCCUUUAGAGAUGUUGUCUCAUGGAAUGCAAUGGUUGCCGGUUACGCAAAGGUUGGYGACGUUGACAACGCAAGGGUUCUGUUUGAGCGCAUGCCUGAGAGGAAUGYCAUCUCCUGGACAGCAGUUAUUGCGGGUUAUUCUCAGGUGAACAGACCAAAUGAGGCAAUAGAAAUCUUUAGGAGAAUGCAGCUUGAGGAUGUAGAGCCAGAUGUAAUUGCAAUGUUGGCUGUUCUCUCYGCUUGUUCCCAUCUGGGUGCUCUUGAGCUGGGGGAGUGGAUCCAUAACUAUAYUGAUAAACGUGGACUGUACAAGAUAAUUCCUCUUACCAAUUCUCUCAUAGACAUGUAUGCUAAGUCAGGAAACAUACAAAAGGCUAUAGAAGUAUUUGAAAACAUGAAGCAUAGGAGUGUUAUUACUUGGACUACAAUGAUUGCGGGGCUAGCUCUACAUGGACUUGGYAGAGAAGCCCUUGAAAUGUUCUCUCGCAUGGAAAGAGCAAGAGUUAAGCCAAAUGAAGUCACUUUUAUUGCCAUUUUAUCUGCUUGUAGCCAUAUUGGAUUGGUUGACGUAGGUCGCUGGCAUUUUGAUUGCAUGAGCUCGCGUUAUCRGAUCACACCAAAGAUUGAACACUAUGGGUGUAUGGUUGAUCUUCUUGGCCGUGCUGGUUAUCUUCAGGAGGCACUGGAACUAGUUCGGAAAAUGCCAUUUGAAGCAAAUGGAGCUAUAUGGGGUUCUCUUCUAGCUGCUUCUAGAAUCCAUGGUGAUGUUGAACUCGGGGAAUGCGCUUUGUGGCAUCUCAUUGAGGUCGAGCCUGACAACAGUGGCAACUACACACUUCUAUCUAAUAUAUACGCAGCCCUUGGGAGGUGGCAUGAAGUCGGAUUGGUUAGKAAGAUGAUGAGAKAUAAAGSAGUAAAAAAGAUGCCAGGUGGAAGUUCCAUCGAAGUGAACAACAGAGUCCAUGAAUUUGUUGCUGGAGACAAGUCACAUCCACAGUCUGAAUGGAUAUAUAAAGUACUUUAUGAGAUUAACAAGAUAUUAARGAUGACAGGAUAUGUCCCAAAGGAAUGCAAGGGGUUACUUGACCAUGAUGAGGAAUGA